AUGGUCGACUCGCUCUCGGCGCCCGACUGGGCCGACGCCCCGUACUGCACCCGGUGCCGCACCGACUUUUCCACCUUUAACCGCAAGCACCACUGUCGCAAUUGCGGCCACGUCUUUGACGCCCAGUGCUCGUCGGGCUCGGCACCGCUCCCGCACUACGGCAUCCUCGAGCCCGUGCGCGUGUGCGACGGGUGCCUCAAA
Messenger RNA from Rhodotorula graminis WP1, 201 nucleotides. RefSeq lists its product as uncharacterized. The record is from RefSeq and is a predicted model, not a curated record. Lineage: Eukaryota; Fungi; Basidiomycota; Microbotryomycetes; Sporidiobolales; Sporidiobolaceae. The annotation marks the transcript as partial. The transcript has a single exon. Gene Ontology annotation, molecular function: metal ion binding.